GACAGUUGAAUCACAGACGUGCAAAGAUGAAGUUCGUUGUACAUCAAAGUUUGGAUUAAAUAUCUCAAGUUUUAUGAAAAAUACUACUUAUUUUUGACGUUUGGUUUGUAUAGAUUUUUAUAGUUAUAGAAGGAAAAAUGUCGGAUAAUAUUAAAGUAGCAAUUAAGGUGAGACCUUUGGUCGAACGUGAAGUAGACGAAUAUCAAACAUUACAAUGGAACGUGUGUGGAAACACAAUAACGCCAAUAGACGACUCAAAACGAAGAGGCGAAGGAGGUUUUCAAUUUGAUCAUAUAUUUGAUAUGGAAGCAAAGAAUGAGGUGAUAUUUAAUACUGUCGUAAAGCCGAUAAUAAAUUCGGCUGUCGAUGGUUUUAAUGGUACAGUUUUUGCCUAUGGACAAACAGGUUCGGGAAAAACUCACACAAUGAUGGGCUCGAUAAAUGAACCCGGAAUAAUUCCACUUGCUAUCCAACACAUGUUCGAUACAAUUGAAAAAACAAUGAACCGGGAAUUUUUAAUAAGAUUUUCUUAUUUUGAAAUAUACAAUGAAAAAAUAAAUGAUCUUUUGAACAUUGAAAAUACGGAUUUAAAAAUAAAAGAUGAGAAUGGUCGAAUUUUCGUUCACAAUUGCUCGGAGAGAGUGACAAAUGGAACGAAAAAAAUGUUAGAUGGAAUGAAAUGGGGUGAAAAAAAUCGAAGUAUCGGAGUUACGAAUAUGAACGAUCGGAGUAGUAGGAGUCAUACGAUUUUUAAAAUUACAAUUGAGAGUCGGGAAACGACAAGCGAUUCAGAUGGUGCAAUUCAAAUUUCCCAAUUGAAUUUGGUUGAUUUGGCGGGUUCUGAACGAGCCUCACAGACAGGUUCAACUGGCGAACGUUUUAAAGAAGGAACGCACAUUAAUACAUCACUUUUGUGUCUUGGCAAUGUAAUAAAACAAUUGAGUGAAUGCCAAGACAAGCCGACUUUUAUAAAUUUUCGCGAUAGUAAAUUAACGCGAAUUUUACAAGCAUCGUUGGGUGGAAAUUCACUGACAGCAAUUAUUUGUACAGUUACGCCAGCAAGUUUUGGCGAAACCUAUUGCACACUCUCGUUCGCAUCAAGAGCAAAGAGCGUUAAGAACAAACCGAAACUCAAUGAAGAUCUCAGUGAUGAAGCACUCUUGAAACGAUAUCGAAAGCAAAUUAUGGAACUUUCAAAAGAAUUGAAGAAAGCGAAUCAGACAAUUGAAAAUACUAAAAAUAAUACUGGACUGGCUGACAGAAUGGAAUUAUUGAAAGAAUAUAUUGUCAGUGGUAAUAAAAAAACAUGCGUGAGAAGACGUUCAUGUCCGGUGAAAUUUGGUUUUGAAAAUGCAUUUCCUUCUCUUCAGCCGAUAAUUGAAGAUCCUUGUCAUGAAACGCCGAAGCAGGAUAAAAUUAAAAAAUUCAAACGAAGACAAAGUAUCAUGCAGAGUGCAAAUUCUGUGAAAGAAACAAAAGCUGCGCUCGCUGACUUUGAAAUUAAUCUCCUUAAAUCCGAUUUUGAACCCGAAGAAGAAUUGACAAUGGAAAUUGAACCUCAAGAUUUUGUUAUUCCACGAAGACAAACUAGACCCCGAGUUCAAUUUAAUGAUGUUGAUGAUGUUCUAAUAAUUGACACGAAUUUCAUUUCGCCCGAUAAAUCUACAGAGAAAAGAUGCAAUUGUUCAAUGUCAGCGUCGCCUGGUACGCCAAAAAGUGUUUUGCGUGAAAGAUAUAAGGCUCUAGCUGUAGAGCACAAAGAACUCGCGGAGAAUACAACUUUGGAGAGACAAUUGGACAAAGAAAAUUAUGAAACGUUACGAAAUCUUAAAAAAUCAUUGGACGACACAAAUAUCUUAUAUUCGGAUGUAAAUAAAAAAUACUCCGAUCUACAGACGGAACAUUCACUUCUCUUGGAGGAAUCUUCCAUAUUAAGGAAGCAAGUCGAGUCCCUUUCUCCACUUCAGGAACGACUUGGAAAAAUAGAAAUCGAAAGUAAAGAACUGCAUAAUAAACUGAAUGUAGCGUUGAAAGCACAAAAAUUCGCUGAGGAUGAAAAUGUAUCCAUCGCUUAUCAACUCGAUUCAAUGUCAGCUAAAUUCAAGAAACGAGAAAAAGAACUCGAAUUAUCGUUACAGAACGCGUGGAAAUCAACUGACAAGACUGAAAUGGAAAAAACGACAACGGAAAUUCUUCGACUGGAAAAUUUGGUUAAAACGCUCAACGAAGAAAUUGAACAGUUAAAAAUACAAAAGCCACGAAUCAACGAAUCCGAUCCAAUAAUUAUUGAAAUGAACAAUCUAAAGGAAAAACUCGAGGAAACAAAUCGUCUACUUAAGGAAUCUGAUUUCGAAAAAACAUCACUCAUUGAACGUUUAGAUUGUCUAUCGCAAAAAAUACAAAUGAAAACAAAAAUCGACGAAUACGAGAAUUUAUUGCAAAAUUUGGAGGAGGAUAAAAUUCAUACUCUCAAUCGUUUUGAGGAAUUAGCCAAAGAACUCGAGCAACAUGAAUCUGGUCUUGAAAUGACAACAUUACAAAAAGCUGUUAAUAAUUUGAGUUCACAUCUCACGGAAUAUGAGCGUGAAAAUGUUCACGUACGAAGGAAAUUUUCCAUUUUUCUCGCAUACAUUGAAUUUGUUUGUCAAGAAGCCUGCGACAAUAAAUUUCCCAACGAUGAACUUGUCGAUAUUUCAACGAAUUUCGAAAAUUGGCGAAAAAGUAUUUCCUACGAUGAUAAGGAGAAAAGUGAUAUUAUUUUUGAAUUAAAGCAAUUCCGUGAAAGUCUUAUUAGACGAUCAAAGAGCUCGGAAUUUUGUGAGAAGGAAACAAUUAUGAAAAUUGAUAAAGAAACAUCAAUCGACGAGGAAAUUGUGCAAAAUGAAAAGAAAAUAAUUUCCGAAUUAAAUGAAAAAUUCAACGAAGAGAAAGUAAAGUUAAACAAUGAACUCGUGGAACUAAAGGAAAAAUUAUUAAAAAGUGACGAGAAAUUAAAUGAAUAUGAUAAUCUUCUUUUAAAAUUAAAAGACAAUGAAACAAAAAUUGACAAACUCGAAGAUGAAAAUUCAAAAAUGGUGUCAAAUAGCAAGGAAAAUUCCUGUGUUUAUGAAAAGGAAAUUUCGGAACUUAAAGAAAAAAUUCUCGAACUUGAUAGUGAAAAAUCGGUCUUGAAUAGAAAUUUGUCGGAAGCUUUGGAAAAAUUGACCGGAAAUUCGGAAAUUGUGUCGAAUUUACAAGAAAAUGUCGAGAUUUAUGAAAAAGAAGUUUCGGUACUUAAAGAAAAAAUUCUCGAAAUUGAAAGUGAAAAAUCGACGUUGAAUAGUAAUUUAUCUGAAGCUUUGGAGAAAUUAACCGUAAAUUCAAAAAUUGUGUCCAACUUCGAGGAAAAUGUUGAUGUUCAUAAAAAGGAGAUUUCGGAACUAAAGGAAAAAAUUCUCGAACUUGAAAGUCAAAAAUCGAGUGUAAAUACAAAUUUGUCGGAAGUUAUGGGAAAAUUGACGACUUAUGAAGAAACAUCAAACAAAAUGGAAAACGAACGAGAAUCAAAAUUAAAGGAGAUUGAAAUGGAAAAUUCUCAACUUAAGUCUCAAAUUUCUGAAGUGGAAAAGAAAAUCACGGAUUUAAAAACAAAAAUCGAUGAAAGUGAGCGGGAGAAAGGAGAAAAAGACCAAGAAAUAAGAGAAAAAGAUCUGGCAUUAAAAGAAAAGGAACGGGAAUUAAAAGAAAAGGAACAAGAAUUUCAAGAAAAAGAACAAGAGUUAAUAGAAAAAGACGUGAAUUUAAAAGAAAAACAACAACUAAUCGACGAAACUGAAGAAAAAUUACAAAUACUCAUGGAAAAGUCGAAAGAACUCGAACAUUUGAAUUCGGAACUAAAAUCAAAACUCUCCGAGGCAACAGAAGCAAUAAAAAAUUACAUAGAAACAAUUGAAUCAUUAAAAGUGCAAACAACAUCAGAUAAAAAUUCUCUCGAUUCAAAAAUCAAAGAGCUCGAGGAGAAUAAUAACGAAUUGAAAAUUCAUUUAGAAUCCAACAAUCUCGAAAUAAAAACCCUCGAAUUUAAAAUCAAAGAACUCGAUGAAGAAAAUACGGAACUGAAAAUUCAAUUAGAAUCAAAUAAUCCAAUAGAAACAAGUUUCUGCGCAAUUGAUACACGUCUCGAGGAAAAAGAUGCCGAAAUCUCACAAUUAACUCUACGCAUCAAAGAACUUGGCGACGAGAAUUUCGAAUUAAAAUCACGAAUAGAAGAUGUUGAGGAAAAAUUGAAAUCUUAUCAAAAUUCUCUAAGUUCCCUAAACAUUGAUAACGAGCGUCUAACGACAGAAUUAAAAGAAAAAGAAAUGGAUCUCUCACAUUUGAAGAUACGUUACAAGGAAUUGGAGAAUAUGAACAAUAGUUUUGCAAAAUCAAAUCAACAAUCAAUGAACAAUACAAACGAUGAAACAUACAACGAAGCUGGUGAGGAAUUUGUCAGAAAUUAUUUAGCCGCCAGUGAUGUAAUUCAAAAGGGUCUCGAGAAUUUUGAAAAGAAAACUCUAGUAUUUCCCGAUGAGCAAAAAACAUUUAUCGAAGGCCUCGAGAAAAGUCAUUUAACACGAAGUAUUUUACAUGCAUCCAAUAAAAUGUCAACACCAACGAAAAUGGAAUUAUCAAUUAAUUGUGAAACACCAAAAAGUAUCGGAAAAUCCUACAAUGAGAAUAACGAUUCCACCAGUAUUUUUAACAAUGACAGUUAUUUCAAUAAAAUGGAAAUUGACGAAACAAUUGACGACUGUCAGGAAAUUGCCCAACAACCAAUUAAUGAAACACAAGAUUUCACCGCUCCUUCAAUGAUGAUAAACAUUUUAAAAUCAAACGAUCUACCAACACUCAAGAGACGUGUCAAGGAUCUAGAAUCUCAAAAUGAGAAUUUAAAUUCCCUCUAUAAUGAUUUAAUGAAACAAAUAACGGAAAAUAAUGGCGAGGAAUUGACACAAAAAAUUGACGAUUUCAAGAAUGUGAAAAUUUCUCUUGAAAUUGAAAAUUCAAGACUAAGGGACGAGGUUCAAGGGAAAAUUCAAGAGGCCGAGGAAAUUAAGAGCGGAAUUCAAGGAUUGAAAAUGGAUAUUGAACAACUUCAGCAAACAAUUUAUUUACUGAACACGGAGAAUGUGGAACUCGUUGGAAAAUUAAAUGCCGAGAAAGUGAAAAAUCAAGAGAUUGAAUACGAGAGAAUGGAAAAUUUAAAAACCGAGAAUAAAGAAUUAAUUGGUAAGGUGAAAGAAUUAGAGGAGAUAAAGGAUUGUAUUGAAUACGAUCAUGAAUGUAUUUUUAAGGAGAAAAAUAAACUUCUUCAAGAGCAGAAUGAUUCGUUACAAAAUGAAAUUACUGAUUUAUCGGACGAUCUCAUGAAGCAUAUCGACGACUGUGAGACAAUUAAAAAUCAACUCGAUGAUGCUUUGAAAAAAUUGGAGUUCCACGAAAAAACUACUGAUACGACUGAAAAUAUUAAAAAGAAACAUCUGCAAGACGAACUUAUUGAAGAAGUAACUUCCAACAUAUCGUUAAUUUGCGAUCAACUCGACAAGAGUAUUGAAAAUCAAAAAACUCGUCUCAAUAAUUCGUGGAAAAUGGAACUAAACGAAAAAAUCAAACAACAAGAGGAGGAGAUUCAACAUCUAACAAUAAUGAACGAAAAAUUGAGUGAAUUAAAAUUAACCGCUUGUACACAAUGCUCACAUCUUAAGGAAUUAAACGAAAAUAAAAGAGCCCUGAAACUUGAGGUGAAAUGUCUAAAUAAUAAACUCGAAGAAUUGCAAACACGUUUUCAGGAGAAAUGCAUUAGUGUCGAGGCAUUGAGAAUUAAGGCAAAUGAAGAAUUAAAUGUGAGUUUUAAUCUAAAUGAAAGUGUAACUGAAAUAAUGAGUGUCACACUAAUGGAGGAGAAUAUUCGUCAUCUCAGCAAUGAAAAAGAGGAACUCAAAGAGGAAUACGAGAAAUUAACAGUUCUCUAUCAGGACAAAUGUUCCGAUUUGGAAACACUUCAGGAGCAAAAGAUUAACACAAUUUCACCAUCAACGAGUCCCGGUGGAAAGCGAGAGAGACUCAAAAAAGUCGAAUCGUCGAUAAAAGCAUUUGGCGAUGAUCUCGAGGAGCAUAGAAAAAAACUCGCCAAUGUUAAUUCUGAAUUGGAAAAAUAUCGAGAACUCGAGGAGAAAUUAAAAACUACCCAAGAAAUUUUAAUCGAAACUCAAGAAAAUUUGCGAAUUAGUCAAGAAGCACUGAAAGAAAAUUCAUCCACAGCCGAGGAGAAGAUAAAACUUCUUGAAAAGGAAAUUUCCCUUCUAUACAAAAACAUCGAGGAGCAUAAAGAAACGGAAAUAAUGCUCCAAACUGAGAAAUUGAAUUUAGAAGUUAAUCUGCAAAUUUCCCAAAGUGAAGCAGAGAAAAAAUUACAGACACUAGAGAAUAUUCUCGAGGAAAGAAAUUCAAACCUCCGGGAAUAUGAAGAAAUGAACAAAACCCUAGAAUCAAGAAUCAAGGAAACAGAACAUAAAAUUGAGGACAAUGAGAAGAAAAUUCGAGAAUUGGUUUCAAAUCUCGAAAAUAUGAAAGAAGAAAAACUCAAUAGGGAAAAGAAUGAAAGCAGAGAAACGGAAAUCAAUGAAUUGUACGAGGCGAAAAAAUUAAUCAUCAAAGAGACAAUGUCCAUGACGGCGAAAAUUGAGGUCUCAUCAAAAACGGCAAGUGAAUUAUUCGAAAACUUUUUGAAUACAAUUCUCUCCAAGGAGCACGAAGUGAUACAAGCAAUAAAGGAGAAUUUCGAGCAAGAAAAACGUAAACUAAUUGACGAGAAACAACAGAGUGACGACAAGGAAAAACGCGUCAGCACUUGGGCAAAAUCCCUUGAGAACGACAUCGAAAGACUACAAACCGAUUUCACUGAGAUUGAAACAAAAAAUCAUCAAUUACAAAAACAACUCGAAAUCAUCGAACAGGAGAAUCAAACUCUUCGUGAAAAAUUCCAAGUACUUCAAAACGAUUACAAUCAAUUACAAAACGAUUACGACACGAAAUUUGAUGUCAGUUUACGAGAAAGUGAAAAUAUUGAUGAAAAAAUUCAAAGUGAGGUAAAAAUCCACGAAAUAGAAUUUAAAAAUCGCCUGAAGCAACAAAAGGAGGAUUAUAAUAAAAAAUUGGAAGAAUUAACUCUGUGUAUAAAAAAUCUCGAAACCGUAAAUAUCGAUCUUAGUGGUAAUGUCGAAGGCCUGGAGGCAAAUGAAAAACAGCUGAAAAAUAUUGUCGAGAUGAAAACAAAAGAUCUUGGGAAACAGAAUCAAUUGGUAAAGGAAUUACAUUCCGAGGUGGAGAAAAUAACAAUCGUCAAUAAUCUCCAACUUGGUGAAAUUAACGAGAAAAAUGAACGAAUCGAACAAAUAACGCUUCUACUCAAGGAAAAAUGUGACACUCUCUCCGAAUAUAAAACAAAGCUCGAGAAUCUAAUGCCCGAGUACAAUCAUCUAAAGACCCAAAUUGAAGAACGACGGGAAAUAGUACAGAAAUUUAGGGAAGAAAACGAAAAUCUAAAACUACAACACAUGGAAGAAUUGAACAAUCUACGUGAUCAAGUUCAAGAGAACGAAAUCAAAAAUCUCAGUUUUGUGAAACAAUUCGAGGAGCUGAAUAAAAGAAAUUCGGAGACUUAUCAAGAACUCGAGGGAAUGAGACAAAAGCACCAGGAAAUGGAAAUCUCCUACGAUAAAUUAAUGCGAAAAGUACGUAAUUCAACGAAUAAACAUCGUGCCGAGCAGGAAAUUCAAGAUAUUAUGGAUAAGAAUCGUACACUUGAGAAAAAUCUCGAGGGUGCAUCGAAUCGAAUCAAAGAACUUAUGGACGCAAAAGCAAAGGCAAUGAAAGACCUCCUCGAUCUAAAGAAUCUUAACGAAAUAAUAAAAACCGAAAACGAGGAAUUAAAAACCCUCCAUACACGCAAUAAUUCCCUCUUUGAAUUACGUGGUAAAUAUGAAGAACUCCUACAGGAGAAGAAUACAAUAAAACUUGAACUUGAAGAAAAAAAAUUAAUUCUCAUCCAACUUGAGAAGAACAACCAGGAAAUUUCUCAAGAACUCACAAAAUUACGUUCAACAAAUGAAGAAUUGGACAAAGAGGCCGAUGAAUUAGCGAAGAAAAUUGAGGAGAAUGAAAGUGAGAUUGGAAAAUUAGAGGAUGAAAAUUUCUAUCUACAGGAGAGGACAAAACAUGAGAUUGAUGAAUUAAAGGCAAAAUUGAAACAACAAUUACAAACAAAUACUGAUUUACGUGCUGAUAUUGAAUUGAAACGUACGACAAUUAUCACCGCACAAAAUGAUAAUGACGAAUUAAAAUGUAAAAUUAAUGAAUUAGAGAAUAGAAUUGAAGCAAUGAGUACGGCAAGUUCAAGAAGUACGAGUCCAAUGCUUGAUUUUGAUAAGAGACGAAAAAGAAGGAGUGAUUUAUUCAAUAAGAAUCGUCAUCUAGAUGAAUUUAGUAGUGAUUCUGGUGUUUCGUCAAAUUGUCAAUGUUCGGAUUUAAGAAAAAGUCUUUCUGAAUUGGGUCGUGAGAUUGCAAUGAAAAAUGCGGUUAUCGAUACACUCAAUAUACAAAUUCGAAGUGAAAUUUUCCCCUAUGAGAAGAAAUGCCAGGAUUUACAGGAGGAAAUGGCCCUAUUGAGGAAUAAGUGUCGUAAAUUACAAGAGGAGGUCUAUAGUCUUAGGAAGAAAAUUAUGGACAUGAGUUCGAAAGAAUGCGAAGUUUGCAAUAAAUGGCGUCAAAACCAAAGACAUCAAGAGGUGCAGUGUGUAAUUGAAGAGAAAAUAUAUCUCAGUGGACGAAGCAGUGGAAUUGUUGAAGACUAUCAACGACAAGAGAAACUCGAGAGAGAUAAUAAAUUAUUGGAGCAAAAAAUAAAGAAAAUCGAGAACGAAAAGGAUUUAAUGAAAAAAUUAUGCCGCAGUCGUAAUGCUAAAAUAAAAGAACUCGAAUUACAAAUAGAAAAUCCACAAAAAAUUACGUAAAA
This is a messenger RNA of Leptopilina heterotoma, 9034 nucleotides long. RefSeq names its product kinesin-related protein 4. NCBI's taxonomy places the organism in Eukaryota, Metazoa, Arthropoda, Insecta, Hymenoptera, Figitidae. Bases 138 to 9032 code for a protein of 2964 amino acids. Gene Ontology annotation, cellular component: microtubule. Gene Ontology annotation, molecular function: microtubule binding; ATP binding; plus-end-directed microtubule motor activity. Gene Ontology annotation, biological process: mitotic cell cycle; microtubule-based movement. The record is from RefSeq and is a predicted model, not a curated record. The transcript is spliced from 14 exons.